UCUCGCUCAUUGGCUGCGAGGCGUGACGCCACGGCCGGGAGAGCUCGUGAUUGGCCCGAGGCCGCGGGCAAGGGGGGAAGCGAAUUGCAUCAGACAAGGGCUGCGGCCGUGAGGCGUUGGCGGGGGCGGGGCCUGCGGGCGGCUCUGAGGGCAGAGCGCGGCCGGGAGGGGCCCCAGGGAACCGGGCCGGGCCGGGCCGGGCCGGGCCGAGCCGAGCCGUGCCGAGGUUGAGCAGUUCCUUGAGGAGGCAGUGAACCGAGCCUGGCGUGGCGAUCCAGCUGAAAUCUCUCUCUGGUCUCCUUUCCGGAGCCGCUCUGUCACAAGUAGUCACAAGCAUAAUCAUGGGGUACACAAGUGCCGCGAAUGGAGCUGUAGCAGAUGCCAUAAGAAUGAACUUUUUACCGUAAGAAUACUAAAAAGGCAGCGAGGUUUGAGAUUGAUGAGUGGAAGCUGCAGGACACCGUGCAGAAAUCCCUCAGGGGCGUCUCGGGCUGCUCCCGAGCGUGUGGGAGUGAAGUGAGCGCUUUGUGGCGUCUGAGGAAGGAAAUCACCCCGCCGUGAUUGGUGUCAGACCUGACAGACCUGGGGCUCUGACAAAAGAAUAAUUUGUAGGUGAAAAGCCUGGAAAUGCUCGGCCCGUGGGAAUGCAGGUGCUCGGCAACCCGCGGGCAGCAGUGCAGAGCCGUGCAGGGCACGGGGGUGCUGCAGCUCUCCGAGCUUCCCCUCGGGACAGUGGCCAGCCACCCGAAUGGUUAUGAAAUGCCGAGACUUCGGCUGCUCGCAAUUAUUUCUGAAAGCCAUUCCUACAUUGAUUUUAAAUUAGUCGGGAUGUUAAACACCAAAGGAAAACAUGAGCUUUGGAAGAUCAAAGACGCUGGUGUGCUGCUUUGGCAUUACUCCAGCUCUGGAGUUCUGCCAGGCUUUCAUGAUACAGAGAACAAACUGCAUUUGUAAGCUUGUGUUUGUUCUUUUCUUGCGCACUGCAGCAUGACAUUGAGCUAAGGCUGAAAGUUCAUCUUUCUACUUUGACACCUUUGUGAAAAACAUGGCAAUUUUUCAAUAAGCCUUUUAAUCAGAGUGCAAAAAAUUGUUUGUCCGGGUCCUGCUAAGCCCCUGAGAUACUGGCCAUUGGAGAUACUGCUUCUCUUUUGUGUGUCUCUUCUGGAUUUGGACUUAUGUUUCUUCUAUAAUUCUAAUUCCCACUUUAAAGUGUUACUUUUUUCAACCAAAAUGCAGAUUCAGUAUUAAUAACUGCUUCAGAUUUCGGACAUCCAUUUCAAGUUGCCCUUAUUUGCAAGAAAAGUGUUGAACGGGGUGAACACGUCUGCCUUACAUUGCUGAUUUGUAAUGUUUACAGCUAUACUGGGGAGAUCUGAUUUAUCACUAUAUGAUUUAUCAGACAGAUAUCCAUAUGCCUUGGUAUUAUGACUGAAGAAAAAUCCUAACUUUCUGUCUGCAGUCAUUUGAUUUAAUCCUGUGAUCCACGUGACUCAAGAAUGCUUCUCACCCUGCCUUCACCCCGCUGGGGGUUCAGCACUACCACCAAGGAUGUGCCAACGAGUACACUGUUGGCUGUCCUGCCAGAAACCACAUUAGUUCCUGCUAAAAUAGCUUUAUGUUUUAUGUUCCAGGUGGCCAACCCACCAGAGGAAAUAAUUUUGUUUAACGAAGGUGGAGAGGCUUUACCCUUGUGUAAUCUCAGAUACAGAGAAAGAAAUGUGUGUUGAAUGUUAUCUACACAUGAAAAAAGGGGCAAUAGGGGAGGAAAGUAAAAUGGAAGAGGGGGUGUAGAGAAAAGAUUGCCUGAAAAUCAUAAUCUGAGAAAGAGCUUGCUUUCCAAAUGUGUGUCUGAAAAUACUUGGAUGGUGGCCCAGGCCCCCAAGUUCUUGACAACAGCUGGAGUGUUCCCAUACCUGUAUCAGUAGCUGAUUAAACGAGAACCUGUUUAGCAGCCUAAAACAAGGUUAUUCAAAACCUGUAAACAAAUUUUACUUGUUCUUAAAUUUUGUCAUUACACAUUUGGAUUCAGGAGUGCAUCUUUCAAAGUUUUUGUGCUCUCAGCUUCAGGGAAUAUGCAGAAUCUGUAUCCUCUGGCUGCUGCAAGGAACUGCCACCCUGCCUGCAUGCUGUUCAAAGUGACAUUGGCUUUCCCUUCUCUUAACACUGCCACAAGUAAGCCUUUCAGAAAGGUGAUUUUCACUCAGCUCUCAUCCCUUCUCCAUUAAUACUUAAUAAAUUAUUUGGGUUCUGCAUUCAUUAGCUUCCGUGAUUGUUCCCAGGUUACCACCAGAAAAGCAUGGAAAAGACACAGUGAGUUCAACUUUAAACCAUGAGUUUCCUGACAUAUGUGUACCUUGCAUUCCAGUUCCUUGUCCUCCUGUCCUCAUCUUCCACCCACAUGUUACUGGUACUUCCAACACCCCAGAAUUUCAAGGAAGAGUGAAGUAGGUCUGCCUGAGUUCCAUCUUAUAUCUUGGUCGUGGGUCAAAGGCAUGGGCUGGAGAGCCUUACCUUGGUCUCUUUAUGGUCCAGUCCUCUGACCUAGCUGAUUGUGGUGAGGGAGAGACCCCAUCACACCUGUACCUGAAGUGACUCCUGUUACACCUCUUCCAAUUCCUUCAGGCCUUCUUGCUGGAGUUCUCUCUGUAUUUUGCCCAUAACACUGCAGGCAGCAUCAGCUGGCUCAGGCAGCCCCUGUCCUGUGACAGAGAUGUCUCACAUGCCCCUGUUGUGGGGUUAUCUGCUUCCUCAUGCAAUGGAGUUGGUUCUGCCAUCUCCACAGUCAAUGAAGUCUUGCUUCUGAUUUGCAAAAGAAGUCUGAGUUAACUCAGGCAAAGCUAUCCGUGUUUCUGGAACAAAAAUAUUCUGCAAGUUGACUAGAAAUUAGGCCUUUUAUAAGGCUUUUCUUCAGGAAAAGAGGGUCUCCCUUCAGUGCUAUAGGAGUUCCCAAUAGCCACAGGCACUGAGGUUCACCUUGGGGCUUCUUUGGGCAGUUCAGUUCCAUUGCCCACAUACAAAGAGGUUGUGCCCUAUUCCAGGUUUAAUUUUAGCUUAGCAGCAAUAAAUUUCAAUGCAGUACCUUGUGAAAAAAAAAAAAAAAGAUUAGGAGCACACUGCCCAAAAGAGAGAUACAUGUAUAGCAACUGAUUAAUUUAAUUUUUAGAAAAUAUGAACCUCCAUUGUGGCCUUCUUCUGUAGUGAUCUCUUUGCAUCACAGAUUGUUUGGCAACAAAAUCAUCUCAUGUUUCACAGCCUCUAUAAUUUUGUGUGUGUAAUUUCUUCUACCAUUGUUACAGAAUACAAGAUGGCAGAUUUUUCUUAAAACAGUCAAAUGAUAUAUUGUCUUUUUGAGUGAUAACAGUAAAUUUGUGAUCAAGCAAUCUCUAUAAAAGGCUCACAAUGUUCCUUGCAUCUCCAUAGUGGGUUUUUUCCCCCUGAAUUUCACUUGCAUUGUAAUUCCAAUUUGCUUCAUUUUUAGACUCCUCUGAAACUCAAGAAUUCACUGGUCUCAGGCAAGACCAGAAAUUAACAAAUGUAUAUAAUUUUGUAGCAGUGGCAUUUUUUUGCCAAUUCACUAAUUUUUCCAGAAAACUGACGUGCUUAUUAAACAAUAGAGGUCCCAGUGUAGAGACAGCUUCCUAAACCCCCUCACACUGUCAAAGAAUGCUGAUAUAAAGGGAAAAUCCAUCCACUUACAAGGACAUGGCAGUAUUUUGAGAUAAAGAUCUCUUGAUUUGAUUCUUUCUGUCAGACAGAAAAGGAAAUUUCUCUUGCACAUUCAGAGCUCGGAGCAAACCCACUGAUGGGAAUUUAAAAGAAGACAAGAUAUCCACACCACAGCAAAGAGAAAGGCUGGCAACCCUGUUCCCAUUUCUGGAAGAGUGAAAAGUUACUGGAAAACUCUGCAAACAUUAGUCAUGUAAACAGAUCUUUAUACAUAGGCACUGGAUGCCCUUGGGGAGGUUUAUGCCGUCUGCCAGUCCCUGAGAGAGUCCAGCUGGGAAUCAAACAGCAUUGGUCACUUAGCCAGGAAAAUGGGCUCAGGGCAGCUAAUCUGUCUGGAGGGCAGCCCUGAUCUCUGCAGGAACCCCACAGGUCAGGAGGAGGUUGUAGUUGUCAUUGUUUUGCUUAGUUGUUGUGGCCUUUGCUUCCAACCAGCUUGGCCCAUCCCCUUCCCACACCAUUCCUCUAUUGCUCUAUUGAUUCUGCUUCCAUUGCAUGGAUUCCCUUUCUUUUAAAAGGUCCAGCUGUUGGCACCUCUGGUGCUUUGCUGUGGUUUGAUUAUAGUACCUAUUCCCAUGUGUAGUCCUACUUCAUCUCUUUGGCUUUUCUCUUUCUAGCUUGGUCCCAAGCACAGUGUUCCCCUGCAGGGUUCUCUCCUCCUGCUGGCAGGAAAAUGUGGGCCAGAGAGUUGUGCAGAGUGCACAGGAUUUGGAGGUUCUGGGGAUGCCACAGGAGCUGUGCACAGAGAGGUGUUGUGCCCACCUGUAUACACUGAUGCACAAGGACACAUUAGAGGUGGUAGUCACAAGCAAAAGAAAAAAGGCAAAGGUCCUACACUGACUUGAGAUGAUGCAGCAAGUGAAUUUUUUGGGGUGGUUCUGCAAAAUGUGCUUGGGCAGUGCAGGAGAGACUGAAGUUGCUGCUGUGCUGUCCCAGGGAACCAACAAUGGCUCAGGCAGCCCAUGUCCUGGGCUGUUCUGGGUUUUGUGCCAGUGUCUCACAUGUUGAGCAAGCUCUCAGAGGAAAACACUUAACUUGAAAUCCCACAUACCUAAAAGCUCCUGUUCCAGUAAGUUUUUUUGUUUGCACAUCCUGGUUCAGAACUGGAACCUCUUCUUGGAAAAUACCCAGGGAGGUAAACAACCACGCUUAGGAAAACUUGAUGGCUACUUCCUGUUGGCAGAAGCCAGCUCUUCUUUGGAGUACUGCCAGCAUUUAAAAGGAAAAACCUUUUCUUGUUUCUUAGACCUUCCCUAGGCUUUGAAAUUAUUUUAGAAGUCCAGAGCCCCUGAGAGUCCUGGAAGCUUUCUCAUUUUGUAAUUUUGAAUUUAUUUCCUUAUAUUCUUCCAUUUGAGUGCCCUUUUGUAUGCAGAACCCUGUCUCCAGCUGUCAUGUGACCCUGUAUGAGAAGAGGAAAUUAUUAGGAAAUGUCAAGUUGGGAAUCAGUUCUGUUUCAGCAUAAGUUCAGCAGGACCCAGAAUGUGUGGGACACUGUCAGAAUCAUCCAUCUCCUGCCUCCUACAUUUUUGAUUUGUUGACUCCACAGAGGGCACAGGGUAGCAGCUGGUGUUCAGAGAGGGACAAGUCUAUUAUGGUUUGUCUCUGGUAUCCUCACAGAUUUGCUCUGUUAGCACUGACUUUAAUGAUAACUCUUAUGUAAACAGGCUGGGACGGCUAAAGCCCUUAAUCUACUAAUUAAAUAGUGCCAGUCAGAUUUUUUAACUUAGGUGAGUCUUUAAUAUAAUAGAUGACCUAAGAUGAAAUAGAGUAAAUAGUUUCUUAAGUCACUGUCACAUGAACAAAUCCAUUGUUAAUGUAGGAAUUCCUUCAUUUUAGCCAGUAACAUUUUAAUAGUGGGUUUUGGGGUUUUUUUUGUUUUUUUUUUUUUUUUUUUCUUUUGGUACUCAGAAGCAGUGAAAUCUGUUUUUUGGCUUUAGCAUAGAGUUCUUCAUAUUGCAAUUAGUAUUAGGAGCUGAUACAUCAUACACUUUAACCAUGUGCUGCAAAUUUAUUCUGCAAUGUUUAAAUAUUGUUCAUUUUCUAUUAUUGCUUGAAGAAGGGCUUCACAAACAGCAUCUUGUACCCUACAUUUAUUCCAGAAACACUAAUAACCAUGUUGAAUUAAAUACAGAAGUGUCAAUAUCUAGAUUGCAUAUAAAUAUGUUAUAGGGUGUGUUAUUUAUAUUUAAUUUAAUUGGUGGCUUCUUCAAUAUUAUGAAUGAGGAAACUGCUAAGCAUUGACCUAAUGACCACAUGAAAUUAACACUAGUCUGGGAUUAGUGCAACUAACUGAAAGUGAGUAGAUGUGAUACAGAGCAAUCUCAGGAACACAGUGAAAGACAUUGCUAUGGAUGCAUUUGAGGGUCUUUCUUGCAGAAUGGAUACUGAGAAUCUUGGAAAAUAUAGCUCCAAAUUUUUUCCAAAUCCAUUCUGUUCCUGCCACCCCUUGCAGAGAUUUUAGAUGAUCAAAAAGUAUAUAGAAAUAAUUUCCUAAGUUUGUUUCUUGGAAUUAUUUUUUUCUUCUUUUGGUAACAUGAUCUGCUGCGCCUGCCUGGUGAGGAGUCUGAAGGAAAGCAUCAAGCAUGGCUGUAUUGUCAUGCAACUCUUAUUUGAGCUUGUACUGUGUAUUGGGCAAUACUUUGCAAACAGAAAGGACCAAAUUUAUCUAAAUAAGGCUAUUUUCAGUACAAGCUACAUAAUUCAGUCUUACAGACCUGAUUCAUUAUUAUUUUUUCCCUUCAUUACAUGUACAGAGAGGUGAAGGAUUCCCCAAUCACCAUGUUUCCCCUUCUUACAGAUUUAAAAGACUACAUGUUGUUUAAAACAUUGGAAACCUUAACUAUUCAAAUAUUAACUAAUAAUUUUGUUCACAAAAAUUGUUAGAAUCAAAGUUGUUAUGGCCAGUCAGUUGGUUAUUUUGCAUUGCUUUGAUGCUGAUUUACUUGGGUAAAUUGUGUUUCCAAACCUUAAAUAGCAAGAAGCAAAGCCACUUUGCACGACAUUUUUUUUUCCUUAGUACAACCAUCCGCUCACUUUUCUUCUUCUUCCUUAAUUAAGCUGACAACCCACAACGGUUUAUUGCUUUAAUUUAGAAUAAUCAAUGAUAACGACGAAAGCAUCACUUCCACAAAUACAGAAAAAAAUGUUGUCCAUUACCACGGGCUUUCAAAGUGCAACGGUAAGGUUUGCCUGGAGAUGCUGGAUGAAGAUGAAGGUGAAGGUGAAGGUGAAGGUGAAGAUGAAGAUGAAGAUGAAGAUGAAGAUGAAGAUGAAGAUGAAGGUGAAGGUGAAGAUGAAGAUGAAGGAGAAGGUGAAGAUGAAGGUGAAGGUGAAGGUGAAGAUGAAGAUGAAGGUGAAGGUGAAGGUGAAGGUGAAGGUGAAGAUGAAGGUGAAGGUGAAGAUGAAGAUAGAUGAAGAUGAAGACGAAGACAAAGACGAAGACGAAGACGAAGACGAAGGUGAAGAUGAAGAUGAAGAUGAAGAUGAAGAUGAAGGUGAAGGUGAAGGUGAAGAUGAAGAUGAAGAUAGAUGAAGAUGAAGAUGAAGAUGAAGGUGAAGGUGAAGGUGAAGGUAAAGGUGAAGGUGAAGAUGAAGAUGAAGAUGAAGAUGAAGGUGAAGAUGAUGUGAGGCAGUGGGAGAUGCUGUUAACCCCUGCGCUGCUGCCGGCUCCCUCCAGCCCCGCUGUGGCUCUCGGGGGUCACCUGCUGGUGGCCGUGCCGCGCUGCAGGAGCUGCGGCGGCUCCUUCAGCGCUCGGGUGUGUCCGAGCAAAGAUCCAAGUCAGCCCUAAA
Molecule: messenger RNA, 7512 nt
Organism: Passer domesticus (house sparrow)
Lineage: Eukaryota; Metazoa; Chordata; Aves; Passeriformes; Passeridae
Exons: 2
Coding region: 6824-7255 (143 amino acids)
Source: RefSeq, a predicted model, not a curated record